Molecule: messenger RNA, 1333 nt
Organism: Elephantulus edwardii (Cape elephant shrew)
Lineage: Eukaryota; Metazoa; Chordata; Mammalia; Macroscelidea; Macroscelididae
Gene: NUDT3
Product: nudix (nucleoside diphosphate linked moiety X)-type motif 3
Exons: 5
Coding region: 276-794 (172 amino acids)
Biological process (GO): diadenosine hexaphosphate catabolic process; diadenosine pentaphosphate catabolic process; adenosine 5'-(hexahydrogen pentaphosphate) catabolic process
Cellular component (GO): cytoplasm; nucleus
Molecular function (GO): bis(5'-adenosyl)-pentaphosphatase activity; bis(5'-adenosyl)-hexaphosphatase activity; diphosphoinositol-polyphosphate diphosphatase activity
Source: RefSeq, a predicted model, not a curated record
GCGGCGCGGUCGUCGUCGGCUGUGGCGGUGGCAGAGGGGGCGGCGGCCGUGGCGGCGGCGGCGACGGCAGCCGUGACUGCAGCGCGGGGCCUGGGCCGGGGGGAAUGAGGCGGCCGCGGCGGGCCAGUGGCGGAGCCGUGUAACGGAGAAGCAGCUCCACCCUUCCCUGCUUCUCUUGGCCGAGACGGGGGCGCGCGCGCGCGCGGCCGUCCUGAGCGGGUUCCCCAUCCCUCGACUCCCGCGACCCGCACCGCACCCCCAUCCGGGCCCGGAGGAUGAUGAAGCUCAAGUCGAACCAGACCCGCACCUAUGACGGCGAUGGCUACAAGAAGCGGGCCGCGUGCCUGUGUUUCAGAAGCGAGAGCGAGGAGGAGGUGCUACUUGUAAGCAGUAGUCGCCAUCCAGAUCGAUGGAUUGUCCCCGGAGGAGGCAUGGAGCCUGAGGAGGAGCCAAGUGUGGCAGCAGUCCGUGAAGUCUGUGAGGAGGCUGGAGUUAAAGGGACAUUAGGAAGAUUAGUUGGGAUUUUUGAGAACCAAGAGAGGAAGCACAGAACAUAUGUCUAUGUGCUUAUUGUCACAGAAGUGUUGGAAGACUGGGAAGACUCGGUCAACAUUGGAAGGAAGAGGGAAUGGUUUAAAAUAGAAGAUGCCAUAAAAGUGCUGCAGUAUCACAAACCUGUGCAGGCAUCAUAUUUUGAAACAUUGAGGCAAGGAUAUUCAGCCAAUAAUGGCACCCCAGUGGUGGCCACCACAUACUCAGUUUCUGCUCAGAGCUCAAUGCCCAGCAUCAGAUGACUGAAGACUUCCUGUAAGAGAAAUGGAAAUUGGAAACUAGACUGAAGUACAGAUCUUCCCUCUCACCCUUGCUCUUUUCACCUCUCCUCACAGGCCUACUAUUUCAAAUACGGCAUGAAGGGCAGCAGAGAAAGGGUUUAUUGAUAAUGUUGCUGUUUGGUGUUAUGUGGUGGGACUUUUUCUUCUCUUUUUAUUUAGGGGGUGGGGGUAGGGUACGUAAUUUGUAAAAUAUUUUUGGUGCAUGAUCUGUCCUUCCCUUAAACACCCCUACAAUUCUCUGAAGACAGACAGACAGCCUUCUCCCUGCCUUGGAUUCUGAAAUGGUCCUGUUUGUCUCAUCCCAGUCCUGGCCAGAUAUUUUUCUUUGAUUUUUAUUAUUUUUUUUUAAUUAAAAAAUACCAAUACGAGAGAAAACUUUUUAAGAACUUGUCCUAUAAUGUGUUGUUCCAGUCCAGGAGGUUCGUCAUUUUUACUGUAGGCUACAUUUAUCUACACAUUAUAUACUGGACAUAUAAUAUGUAAAUAAAUGACUUUUAGAA